AAAGUAGUUCAUUUCUAUUACUUGGAGAGAGUUUCUCUUUCUCCCAAUAAUUUGGCUGCGCACCUGAGAAAAGCCCUUGAAAAACCCUUCUCAUUUCCUAAUUCCAACAACCGAAACAAAAAAAAUGAGUUCCCCAAGUAACGACCCAGAAACUGAAGAACAUGGUGACGUAUUUCUUGAUGAAUCUGAUAUCAUUCAUGAAAUUCCUAGUGAUGAAGAAGAGCUUCCUGAAGCUGAUGAUGAGCAGGGUUCUGAUGAUGAAGAUAUUGAGGAAGCUGAUGAUUCUAUGCAUAUAUUUACUGGCCAUUCUGAUGAGCUUUACACGGUUGCCUGCAGCCCAACAGACCCAACGUUAGUUGCAACAGGGGGUGGUGAUGACAAGGGAUAUAUGUGGAGAAUUGGUCGAGGAGAUUGGGCUUUUGAGCUCCAAGGUCAUAAAGAUUCUGUAUCCAGCGUCUCUUUUAGUGCUGAUGGACAGCUCCUUGCAUCUGGAGGCUUUGAGGGAAUUAUCCAUGUCUGGGAUGUAUCUGCAGAAAAAUUGAAGUGCACACUUGAUGGACCAGGAGCUGGAAUUGAGUGGGUCAAGUGGCAUCCUAGGGGACAUCUUAUCUUAGCAGGGUCAGAGGACUUUGGUGUUUGGAUGUGGAAUGCAGACAAGGGAGUCUACCUUAACAUGUUUAGUGGUCAUGGUGAUGUGGUGACUUGUGGUGAUUUUACGCCUGAUGGCAAAACAAUAUGCACGGGCUCAGAUGAUGCAACAUUGAGGAUAUGGAAUCCAAAAAGUGGUGAGAACAUUCAUGAGAUUAGAGGCCACUUUUAUCAUUCUGAUGGAUUAACAUGCAUGGCGAUAAGCCCUGACUCGGCUGUAGUCUUGACUGGGUCAAAGGAUCAUAAUGUUCACAUGGUCAAUAUUUCGUCAGGAAAGGUGAUCGGCACUUUGUCUGCUCAUAAGGAUUCAGUAGAAUGUGUGGAGUUUUCACCAAGUGGGCAGUGGGCUGCAACCGGAAGUUUGGAUCAGAAACUCAUCUUGUGGGAUCUUCAGCAUUCAGAACCUCGCAGUACAUUUCUCCACGAGGAUGGGGUGUCAUGCUUGACAUGGAUCGGGACAUCAAGGUAUAUAGCUACGGGAUGUGUUGAUGGUAAAGUGCGAAUAUGGGAUAGUCUUUCCGGAGCAGAGACAGCUGUUCGGACCUUCAGUGGGCACACUGAUGCUGUUCAAUCUUUGAGUGUUUCCGCAGACUGUAAUUUCCUUGUUUCUGCAGCUCUUGAUGGGACAGCUCGUGUUUUCGAGAUAGAUGAACUAAAGUGAACUUCAUAAAUUUAGAAGGAAGCAUAGGAGAGGCAGGAAUAUGCAAGGAUAAGUAUGAGCUAUACAUGGAGCCAUGGUGCAUGAAGAACGAAUGCCAGAAAUUAUGCGAGACUAAGAAGUUCUAUAGAUUAUUGGCUUCAAGAUGUAUUGAAGAUUAUUGUGAAUGCACUCAUUUUUGUAGGCAUGGCUCUUAAAUAUUUUCUCAUCCUAUACCAUAAGACUAAGAGCAUAUUAUAAAAGUACGGAAAAUUUGUCAAAAUAAAAAAGGUUCAAUUUGCGGAAAAAAACUUAUAAAGCAUCUUUUGCAAAAAGAAACCACAAACUUAAUUUUUCUUGCAAGAAGAAACCUAUUCCCAUUUUCUGGUGUGUUUUUUCUCAAUUCCCAAUUCCGGCGCUGAUCCUUUGAUUUUCUUUUUUAACCCCUUAUUUCCAUUAACUACGGCACCACUCUUAUGCAUCUCAAAAACCAUACCAGAAAAUAGGAAUAGGUUUCAUUUUGCAAGAAAAUUUAAGUUUGUGGUUUUUUUCGCAAAGAAUGCUUUAAAAAGUUUUUUCGCACAAAAUUGAACAUUUAAAGGUUUUUUUUUUUUGACAAAUUUCCUAAAGGUAUAUCUUGGGGUUGUUCUUUUUGUGUACUUAAGAAACCUAUGUGUACUAUUGGUUUAUGAUGUUUAAAAUAUAUUUACUGUGUUUCGUUAA
Beta vulgaris subsp. vulgaris (sugar beet) is the source of this 2008-nucleotide messenger RNA. RefSeq lists its product as uncharacterized. Bases 125 to 1309 code for a protein of 394 amino acids. The record is from RefSeq and is a predicted model, not a curated record. The transcript has 12 exons. NCBI's taxonomy places the organism in Eukaryota, Viridiplantae, Streptophyta, Magnoliopsida, Caryophyllales, Amaranthaceae. Gene Ontology annotation, molecular function: protein binding.